Puccinia graminis f. sp. tritici CRL 75-36-700-3 is the source of this 546-nucleotide messenger RNA. RefSeq lists its product as uncharacterized. The record is from RefSeq and is a predicted model, not a curated record. The coding region runs from base 1 to 546 and encodes 181 amino acids. Gene Ontology annotation, cellular component: mitochondrion. The transcript is spliced from 4 exons. NCBI's taxonomy places the organism in Eukaryota, Fungi, Basidiomycota, Pucciniomycetes, Pucciniales, Pucciniaceae.
AUGUUCAGAUCGAGACUACUGCUCAACCAACUCAACCUCAACCUCAACCGAACAACAACAGCCUCCUACUACUCAACAACAACAACAACAACAACAGCAGCAGCAGCAACAACAGCAGCAACAGCAGCUACAUCAACAACGAAACAAACAACUUCCAAACCUACUCAACAGACACCCAAGUUCGCCAGAUUCGUCCACAAACCAUCUCCACCGAGGAUACCCAAACCACAUCAUGGAAUCGAAACCGUCGAGGCUUUCCUCGAAUCUCUGAGGAGACCUUCACUCUUAUCACUCACCAAUAAAUUCACCGAAUGGGACCAACUCUUCUCCUUGGAACCGAAAACUGAUUUGGUCAAGGAUGGCACUCUAUCGGUCCCUAAGGAACGCCGAUAUCUAUUACGAUCUAUGGAACUAUUCAGACAAGGCUUGGAUCCCAAAGAAUUCGCAGUCGGAGUCCGAAAACCUAAGAAAUUCAGAGGAUGGGGUCCUCGAGUACAACAUGGAAAACGGUUGCGAGGCAGACCGGCGGGUCGGAUGACGAUUUGA